GCCCGUGCACCGAUAUGGAGAGACAGCUUAGCUGCAUCUGCAACCACCAACAGAUCCCCCAACCCUGACAGCUGCGCUGAGCUUCCGCUGCGCUACCCUGCACGCUACAACGGCCGCGCAGGCCCCAGGAAUAGUCGUCGUCGGGGACCCACGGGCGCCAGGCUAUAGCCAACAUCUAGGCCCAGUCCCGCAUACAAAACGCGCCGCACCACCGCAUGACGUUACUUGACUUGGUGUACAACCCCGUGCAGGCACACGACCCUCAUUCUUCCGACACACUCACUCCAACACGCUCGCAGCGCCAACAUGGCCGACCGACCCAAGCGCUUGCACACGUCCAACAGCUUCACGCGUCUGGAGUCUACCCAGGCAAAGCAGCCGCCAUCCCGCAGCCGAGCGAGCACGCUUCAGGGUCCACCCAUGCCUGCCAUUCUUGAUCCGCUGAAGCCAGAGGAUGAGGAAGGCCAUGCAGACGGCGAUGUCUUUGCGUCCAAGCAGGACGAGGAGGAGCAAUUGGAACACCAGAUCAACGUGCCCGAAGGCUUCGAAGAGCUGCCGAUAGAGAUUCGCAGCUUGACAGAAAGAUUCCUCGAAUCGCUCUCCGCCAAAGUCCAUCCCAGUCCGCUGUCGGCCGACCGUCUGUCCGACCUGUUCCAGGACUUCUAUUCCCGCGCAUCUACCAAGAUCAACACCCACAUAGCUACUCUUUCGGCCCGUCUCACGAGCGAUACAUACAAGAAGUCGGCCGCUUCCAGUCGGCCAGGCUCGAUACGAUCCGUCAGCGGCGAGAGCGGCGAACAGCAGAUGCUCAGUGCAUCUGAGAUGGCCGACAGAAAGAAAGCCAGAAGGCUGCUAGAGGUCAAGCGGGCCUCGCUCGAGGAGGCCGUAGAGAGGGCUGUUUGCGAGAAGGUUUACGAGCGUAUAUGGCGGCACCGAAGCACAGAUGACGAGGAAAGAGAUCAUAAGCUUCGGUCGCGGACAGCUGCCCUGUCUCUGGUUGGCAUCGGCCUCAAGGAGCUCCUGAUGACAGCCGAAGAGCUGACCGAAGAAGAGCGCCAGAAAACGAAAGAACGGGAAGGCGAGAUAAGAGAGUGGCUGUCGACGGCCCGGGACGACAUACUCUUGAUGAGCCAAGAAAAAUACCCGCUUGGGAAGUUGCGCCAUCUGACUGCUGCACACAAGUCUAUCGUCGAGGCGCUGUCCAAGAUUUUCCCAGCUUCGUCUUCUGCUGACGAGAUCCUGCCUACGCUAAUCUAUACCCUCAUUACUCUGGAGCCGUCGCGGCUCAAUGCGUACAGCGAAUUGAAAUUCAUCCAAAGGUUUCGCGGAACCACACGCAUGGAUGGCGAGACAGCAUACUGCUUGGUCAAUCUUGAGGCGGCGGUGUCUUUCUUGGAAACCGUGGACCUUUCAUCUCUGCGAGCAGAAGAGCCGGGUUCCCACGACAAGACGGGCUCCCGACCAUCAACACCAAAACACGAAAUCACACCUAUGCCGCUUGGAUUGGCACAAGCUCCGGACUUGACCCAGACGCCAGCUACUCCGACUUCAGCUAUAGCUCCAGGACCUCCGAGCCCUGGAACAAAGGCACAGCGACGUUUGAGCAAUCUUAUACAGACGCAGACAAACCGUAUAGAAGCUGCCUCGGACGCUGUCAAAGAGUCGAUCCUCGACUCAGCUGACCAAGCAUUAGGGAGAAUCAACAACACACUUGACACAAGCUUCAAAUUUCUCUUUGGCCGGAUGAGGGAGCACGAUCCCAAUAGUCCUAUCCAAGACCCAGUCGAGCUCCCCAAGACGCUGGAAGAUGCGAGGAAACUAGUCAGUUCGCCAACGCGCAUGGAAACAGAGGACGACGCCGCAAGUGUCAGCGGCGCAAGCUCUACCCACGGCGAAGAGCGUGUCGAAGAGCAAGGCAGACCGGACUUGCAGGCACGCAUGACUGACCUGUUCGGCGGCCGGAAGCAGCUCAGAGAUCGCAGCGUCGACUCAACGCUGUCCGGCGGCAGCGGCAAACGCGUCGCGUUCGAUGCCAAACCGCCGCCGAUAGCUACAAAGAGUGAGGCGACUCCUCCUCAGACGAAUACGUCUGCUGUCGACUCCAUUCGCAAUAUGGGCAAUAGUUUGAACCCGCUUAACCGCUUCGCAAGCAUUAAUGUGCUUCCGAGAUUCGGUCGCACCGUUAGCCAGAGUACCACCCCAGGUGGAGGAACACCGACCACCGAGCCGAACAAACAGCUACCCACGCUGGCGAAUCUGGCUAGGUCGCCGUCCAACGAGCCUACGCAGGUGGAUGACAAGGGUGCACGGGCAGUCGCAGCUAUUGACGCGCUGAAGAAGACGACCCCGCCAGUGAAACGCUUUCUGGAGGCGAAGGAUGCACAAGAUCUGAAGUUGAAGGAGGUGGACGAGCUGCUGAAGGAGUAUCAGAGGUUGGCUGCGGCGCUGAGGGGUACCAUCAACUAUUAGGCUAGCAGGCGGGUGUUGCAUGGCGUGGGAGGGUCUAUCUAGACAAAUUUUGGGCAUGUACUGAGCACUUGUAUUUUGUGUAGUUUAGCAUGGCGUUGCAAGAGUGGAAGUCAGAUCUGGUUCGAUGAUACGGUUUUCUUGAUUGCUGUUGUGUGGUGUGAAGCAAAGUGGCUCUGUAAAACCAUGGCUAGAGCGUAACAAAAACGAUGGCAGAAAC
Molecule: messenger RNA, 2686 nt
Organism: Paraphaeosphaeria sporulosa
Lineage: Eukaryota; Fungi; Ascomycota; Dothideomycetes; Pleosporales; Didymosphaeriaceae
Exons: 2
Coding region: 307-2469 (720 amino acids)
Biological process (GO): vesicle-mediated transport
Cellular component (GO): cytosol; endocytic vesicle
Molecular function (GO): guanyl-nucleotide exchange factor activity; small GTPase binding
Source: RefSeq, a predicted model, not a curated record